Molecule: messenger RNA, 8146 nt
Organism: Xyrauchen texanus (razorback sucker)
Lineage: Eukaryota; Metazoa; Chordata; Actinopteri; Cypriniformes; Catostomidae
Product: SET-binding protein-like
Exons: 4
Coding region: 679-4884 (1401 amino acids)
Molecular function (GO): DNA binding
Source: RefSeq, a predicted model, not a curated record
CUCACAUCACACUCGUGAUAGUCCGGUCAAACACGUCCAGAAACGGGAACGACAGCAUCCAUAAAGCCCUGGAAAUUUGCCUUGCGUGGCCGCUCGGAGCCUGUCACCUAAAGCAGGACUUUGGAUAUUAUCAAGGAUCGCAAGAGAAGAUUUGUUUUCUCCGCAGUGGGAAGGCUUGAUCCACCCCCGAGCCUGAUGAUUUGAAGGGAAUUCAAUGCAGUGAGGCUGUACUGUACUGUAGCCCCACAGGUCACCAUAUUCCUGCUUUAAUCCGCAUUUCAUCAGAAUUUGCUCGCGCGCGUCUACACUCGCCGAUUACAAAUCAGUCUUUCUUUACGUGUGUUUCUCUUUUAAACAAAUCUAACCCGAGAUUUCAACUGACGCCAUUUUAACGCUAUAAACGCCGUUUGGUUGAGUUUGAGGGAUUGUAAAGUGCUUGUCAUGAUCUCGAUGUAAGUGGAUGGAUUUACUCUCGUAGACUUCAGUAGCAGCAGCUUCAGAAAUGGUUUCACCUGGGAAAAAUUCCACCUUAGCAAGAUUUGUAAGAUUCCGGGAGCAGUAAGGAUACAUAAGCCAUCACAUCCCUCUCUGAUUAAACUCGAUCACCAAAACUGGUGUCCAACUGUCCUUUUGGCUCCCUUUGCUUCCUCUUUCUUGAACCAAGCUUCAAGAUUGGCAAUGGAGCAAAGAGACCUUACUCGGACGGCACAGCCCAAAGGGAAUGAGGAGUUCUUCUCCACUGUUACCACCAUCAACAGAGCAGACCUUAGUGAGGUGGGUCUUCUGGCCAGCCCGAUAAAGAGCCUCCCUCUGCCUGGGGAGCAGCAGGACCAUGAAGAAGAUGAAGAUCUUGGUCUGGGGAAGGACGUAGAUGCCAUUUCCAAUGCAGACAGUGAGAGAUGGUGUCAUGGAGAUGGGCUGGAAGAGCAGGAGUUCUCCAUCAAGGAGGCCAAUUUCUCAGGAGGCAGCCUGAAGCUGAAGAUUCAAACGACAAAGCGGGCCAAGAAGCCUCCAAAAAACCUGGAGAACUACAUCUGUCCUCCUGAGAUCCGUAUCACCAUCAAGCAGCCUGGGGAGCAGAAGACUACGAAAUAUGGCAAGAACAGCAAGGGAGCAAAAGAGGAGAACUUGGGACCCCCCAGAAAGAGGACCUAUGAGAGGACUUAUAAACGUGUGGGUAAAACUGAUGGCAUAAUAAUGGAAAGUACAAAACCAAAGCAUGAGUCUACAAGCAACAACAUUCACCAACUUGACUGGACAAAGCCGUUGGAUACUGUUGUAGAUGUAAAAUCCCAAGAGCAACACAGGACAGAACCAGAAUCAAAAAGAGAAACGGCAUCCAUUAACAAGAGCCAUUUGUCGGAGACCAGCAUCCCAUUGUCAAAAAAGCAAGUUAAAAAGUUCACAGAGGGUUCAUGUGGAAGUCUCUUUGCCUCUGCCAUGGCUUCCCCAGGUGCUGACCCACUAGCAUCAUCUAAAGCUGAUAUAGCAAUGAGUCCUCCAACUGACUCAAGUCUGUUGACACACUCUUCUGUCAGCAAGGACAGAUGUUUGCAGGAAGUCACAGAGCAAGUGUUUGGGAACCUCAAACAGAAAUAUGGAAGGAAAGAUCUAAAAAAGGACCUGACCACCCAUAACUUAGACCUUCAGUGGGCCAAAAAGAUUGAUAGAGAUACUGAAAGUCAUGAUAGUACUAAUGUGAAACAACCCUACAAAUCUGAUAAAAGCAAAUUUCAGGCAGAGAAGCCUGAUCAGUCAAGCAAUAGGGUGGAUGAUGAAAAUAAGAUGAUAUCAAGUGGUGGCACUCAUCACUCAGAUGAUUCUAAGAGUAGGAGGAGAAGAAAUCGAAAAACUGCUGAAGUUAUAGAUGAUCCACAAACCACGCAGAAAGUUGAGAUGACUGGUAAAGCUGACCAAGUUAGCACCAAACCUAAAAUCACAAAGAAAAUAGAAUUCAGGGCACCAAAACAAUUUAGUGUGAAUGCACGGGAGACAGAGGAAGACCGUGCUGGGAUAAUGACUGAUGAUGUUGAAAUGUUUCAGAAUAGGCCGAGGAAAACUCCAGCUGGGAGACCAAGAUCAAUGAUUGACACUUACAAACAAACAGAUGCUAGGCAAUGCAAGGUCAAGGACAGGUGGUCUUAUAUAAAGUCCCAGAACUCUGCUCCUCAUAAAGAUUUGAAUCAAUCUCGUUCCAAUGAAGAGCCGCACUCUGCUUUCCCUGUAACUCCAUCCAGCCCACUCUAUACAAACACAAACAGUUUGACGGUCAUUACCCCAGAAAAGAAAAAACGUGGGCGGCCCAAGAAGCAGCCGUUACUUACCGUAGAGACUAUUCAUGAAGGCACGGCAACAAGUCCUGUUAGCCCUAUUGCCCAAGAUUCAUCAAGCACUUCAAAAAGAAAGAAAAAGCAUAUGUCAACCUUGGCGCAGUUGACCUUAUACAAAUCCAGUUUUUCUGCACAGCAGUUGAAACUCAAGAAAUCAGGCCAAGAAGGUGUCCUUAAAAAGAGGGCCACUAAGAAAAUGAAACUGGUGAAGAUGCAAAGCAUUUUGAAUGAACUUUUGUCUACUCCGAGCACCGGCAAUCUUACAUUGAAGUCUAAUGUUCCAGUUUCAUGCACUAUGUCAACUGUGGCAUCAACAAUCGAGGCCCGUUUUGGCAAGCAGAUCAAUGUAAGCAAGCGUGGGACUAUUUACAUAGGCAAAAAGCGAGGAAGGAAACCCAGAGCUGAUCAGCAAACCCAACAAAAUGAGCACAAAGCCAGUGACAAGCACUCGUUGCCUAUUUCCAGUCAGUUCGAGAACCCUCUAGUGCCUUCUAAUAUAUCAUCCACAGCUGGAAUGCCUUCUCCAAGGGUCAUGUAUUCUUUCUAUGCUCAUUCAGCAGCAGGUGGGAUGGCUCACCCUUCCAUCACAGAUACCAGCCAGCAUGACCUGAAGACAAUGCCAAAUCUACAGCCUAUCAGUGCAUUGCCCACUAAAACCCAUAAGGGCUUGCUUGGUAGUAGUUGGAAGCUUUCUCCACCAAGACUAAUGGCCAACUCACCAUCUCACCUGUUUGAAGUGGCUUCUAUCAAAGAAGUUACCCUGUCCCCAGUUAGUGAGUCCCACAGUGAAGAGACAAUCCCUAGUGAUAGUGGAAUUGGCACUGACAACAACAGCACAUCAGACCAGGCAGAGAAAGGCCAAGCGUCUCGCAGGAGAUACUCAUUUGAUCUGUGCAAUUUCGAUGCCACAGAGGCUGCUAUUCUAGAAGCUAAGAGCAAAGAUGCAAGAGGGCACUACCAGAAGCGAGCCACCUCAGUUGCUGUGGAAAAAUGUUUCGCUCAAGAGAGCCUGAGGAAGCAAAAGCAUAGAAGAAAGCGUAAAGCACUUCAGAGCCGGGACAACCUGCAGUUUAUUGCUGACCUCGAGGAGCUAGUCAGCAAAUUCCAGGUCUUCCGAAUCUCCCACCGCAGUUGCAAGUUUUACCAUGAGAAUUCAUAUCCCAGCAUCUUCCGUCUCAACUUUGACCACUACUAUCCUAUGCCAUACUAUCCCUAUGACCCUGUGCACUAUCUUCGCAGGAGUUCAGAAAAGUCAAAGAGGAGGCGUGGUAGGCCAGCCAAAUCAAACGAGCCAAUAUCAAAUAUGCCUUUCAUUCAAGGGUUUGGCUGCCCAGUGCCUGGUGGCAAUUACUAUGCACCCUACGCAAUGCCUUACACAUCCAUGCCUCUGGCCACAAGUAUGAUAAAAAUGGGUUAUUAUGGUCAGUACCCUUCACCCUUUUACUUAUCUCAUGCACUUGGAACUUCGGGCUCUCAUCUCAUGAGACCACCAGUUCCACCUCCAAAGUUUCAUCCUGGUGCGUCCUCCAGUCUCAUUGCUACUAGCAGACAUAGAACAAAGAGUAUGCCACAUGAGAUGCCUUCGUCCAGAAUGAGUGACUCCCAUCACUCUUCGAGAAGUUGCUUGUCGAGUGUUUGUCUCCACAAACGCAAACACAAGCACAAACAUAAAGAGGACCAGGACAUUCCACAGAGUGAGGACCUUGGUGGACUCUUCAGUGGAACCCAGAAUCCUGCCUUCCUCAGCCUACUAAACGAGAGGCUAGAGAAGAACUCUCUGUCCAAACUGAAGGACAAGCCAAGAGGCAAGCAAAGCACAGAUGCUUCGCCACAAACUUCCAGGAACUACUUUGAAGUAGACACUCUGUCGUCAUUGUCCUUAUCUGACUCUCAUCAUUGUAAGCGCACUCGAGGAGAGACACUGAACAACUUCCUGAACAUCUGCACUAGACAACCACACGAGCGCCUUCGAGCCAGCCAAGACCAGUCACUGGACUCGUUCAAUGGGCAGCACUUAGGGGACAAUGAUUCCAGCAUCCACAGCAGGAGGCAUAGCUUGGAGGACUUUGUAUCGUACAGAGAGGGAAGUAUGGCAUCUUUCCAAGGUAGAGAUGAGAGGGCAGAGCAGAUGUACCAGUGCUCGAACGCAGCAGUAGCAGGGUCCAGUUCCUACAAGAGGAGGCACAAUCAUGAUGAAGUGGAAGAGAUUCAGUGUGACAUGCAAAAAAUGUGUGCCUUCUCCAAGAUCCUCACCACCAAGAAGAACCUGGAUCACGUCAACAAGAUUCUGAAAGUCAAGAGGCUUCAGAGGCAAGCCAAGACAGGGAAUAACAUAGUGAAGAGACGUAGGGGUAGGCCGAGGAAGCUGCCACUUUCUCUCGAGGAGGGAUUGCUGGGGCAGAUGCCAGUUCUAGAGAAGUGUGUGGACCUUCCUGGAAAGAGGAAUCUUCACACCGGUCUGGUGCCUGCUCAGCUUGAGUUCUCCAAUCACGACUCCAUAACUGAUGCCAUUGAGUCAGUGGUAUACAUGGCCAGAUCCCAAACCAGCCCAUAGUCCACGCAGGGAGGCAAGCACUGGCACAAAGUUCAGCCAGAGCUUCAAAUAGAGCAUCCUAACCACAAAGGCAAAGGGAACAAGAGAGAAGCUAAUCUUGCCUCUCAUUAGAAAGGUUCUAACAGUGCACUGUGAGUUAGCCUUGUGCUUGGGUCUUUGUAUCGUUUCUUUGCUUUGAUUCUACUGGCACAUUUUAAUGGGCAUUCCCUGAGAAUUUGGAUCAUGGUUGUGGUCUAAACAGCUCCGCUUUUGUUUUCAGAAAUGUUAUUCUCCCAAAGCCCAUAACUAUGAGGAUAUUGAAACUAUGGCUUUAGCCAUAAUCUACCAGCACAUGUAAAUGAAUUUAAAUUGGAGUACUGUGCACUUUUUUCUUCAUUGUUUUUUUUCUUCUUCUUCUUCACUCAAGCACAAAGCAUAGAUCUUCUGGCAAAGGUUGAUUUUAAAAAAACAAAAAAUGCAAAAAGGUCAACAGUAUCUCGCUAACUUGCAUACACACACUUCCAUACAUUUGCCUGUGCUCAGGUUUGUUCCAGGCAUGAACUAAUGGCAAUACUUUUAAAUGAAACCCUUUUCAGAGGCGUUUUGAUAGUUUGACUGUAUAUAGAAACGUAUUCAACGAACAUUUGAAAGUAUUUUAGAUCUACCUAUACUGUCAGCAUAUCAAAUCAAAAACCAUAUAAUAUUUGAAAUAAUGUUUUCUUUUUUAACCAAAUAGAAGUAGAUGUGACAUAAGGAAGCUUGUGUUCAAAUGGAGAAACAUAUUUACUAAUGUAAUCUCAACGAAGUGAAAUCACUGCAGAUUGAAGGGUUAUUGAAGAUAGGACAGCAAAAUAAACCACAAUAACCUGAAGACACUGUAGUUCACAGCAGAUUCGAUGAAAAAUGCUAAGGUUGCGUUUAAAACCAACAAAGCACUUAUUUCUUUUCCUUUUUUUGUAGAACAGCUUUGGGUGGGCUGAAGUAUUACACAGUGUCACAAUGUUGGUUUUCUCGCUUUAAAUAAAAGUGAGCAUCUGGACAAUGUUUUCAUUAUCUGACUGGAAAUCAAGUUCUUGCUUGGUUGCUCAACAGAGUAACCGAGUUGCCUUCUCCAGAGUCUAUUUGAGAAUGUGCCUGCUCUUGUUAACUAAACAAUAAUAGUGUGUCUAUAUACCUGUCAGUAUUAGAUAUCCACUUGACCAAAGCUUCAAUUUAGGCAGUAUAUCAUAGGAAAUAUCAGUUUCAGUUUAGCUGCUUGUGUAUUUUACUAUGAAUGGAUACUAAGUGUGGUGGUGUGGUUAUUUGUUGAUUACUCUGUUGCUUGGAUUGGAAAAAUAGAAACCAGAAUGUACACAGAAGACUAUUUAGAUCAUCUAAACAUAGGACAUUGCAAACUAAUCAAAAAUGUGUCCUGCGCUAUUUUAGGAGUUUUACUGAUUUAAUAAUAAAAACACGUUGAGUCGGAAUAGAAUUUGAAUGUGGUCCUAAUUUGAAUAGCUAGAAAUGUGCCUUAUGUUCGUCUAUAAAUCCAUAACAUAUUUAGGUACAGGGAACUUUUCAGAUAUCAGUGCAGAAUGUAUAUAAACAAUAAUCUUGUUCGCUCUCCUGGUUUUAAUGUGUUAGAUGUUAUCAUUUCAAUACAUCUUCAGAGCUUAGAUCUUUCAGGUCAGUUGCCUUACUGUAAUAGGCUUUAUUCUGACUAUAAAUACAUUUAAAUACAUGUAUUUACCAAAUCUGAAUUUGGUAACACUUCAAUGACCAUCUAUGUUACACACAAAAUAUAUGUAUAACCAAACCCACCAAGGGUUUUUGAAAUGAAUACAUGCUUAUUUACUAUGCAUCAGGUAAUUGCUGUGAAUCCACUGAGGCUUUUUAGCAUUUUCUCUUUUGUAAGCUUUCCGUUUUCUUUAAACCAAUUUAAACAAUGAAGUGGUCUUACUGGGAUUUUAAAUUUGAAUAAUUGUACUGAUCAAUUGAUUGUCAAUUGUGCUGAAACUAUCAUUUCUUUUGCAAUUCUAAUCAUUGUCUAGGGGAGGAAAAAGUGAACCUCUAAGCAGUGCAGCCUUAAUCGAAUGUUAAACUCAACAAAUUGUCCCAUGUAAAUAGUCUACCAUCUCUAGGUGGCUGAAUAGCUGCAUGAAUCAUGCCUAAGAAUCAUGUCAAUAUGUUUAACUCAAAGUUAUCCAAAGCAAGACACAUAGUGGCUUAAAAUGCCAUUUGGUGUUAUGAACCAUUCAGCCUUGUGAUAACUUGCAGUGCAUUUAAGCUAAAAGAAAUAAUAAAUAAUAUAAGCUGGCAGCUACUGGAGUGGACAUAUUUGUAAGAAGCGUUCAUUUGGACUGGUUUUGCUAAUCACCUGGAAACAUUGCCAAAAAUGUUACCUUUAUUAGUGCUUUAAGCACCGAAAGACGCCGUAAUGUACACCGUAGCAGUUUUCAGAAAUAAGAAAUAGGUUUUGGUAACAAGGCCUGGCAGCUUAAAUUUGCUUGGCUGAUAUGUGUGUGAAGAUAAGGUGUAUUUUUACGUUUUUGCUUUUACAAUAGCGACUCAAUUACAUGGUGUUUGUGUCGAGGAAAUGUUACCAUUCACCAAGAGAAUGUUAUCCACUCAAAUGUCGUCACUAGUAUCAUAUUUAAAUUUGAAUUGUUAUUAAUGAAGUUAUAAUACAAAUGAAGUGUUGAUCAAAAAGGAAUAUUUGUGAUAAGGACAACACAUGCUCUUAUCACGCUCAGAUUUUUAAUUCAUACUUAUGGUGUUAUGAUUAAUUUGAUAAUUUGAUUUCUGUAUCUGCAUGCCCUCUUUGAUUGUAUGCCUUCAAAUUUUGAAGAAUUGAAUUUCGAUUUUGGAUAAGAUCUUACACAUUGUUUGAUAUGUUUUUUUUUUCUAAUGGAUUUUAAAUUCAUAAAGGAUUUUGUAAAUUGUAUGGAUAUUAAAAACAGCGAACAAUGGACGUAUUUAGAAAAGAUUAAAUUCUGAUAUACACAAACAUAUACAUUGUACAUAGGAUGUAUGUAUAUAUUCAUGUUUUGUGUAACUGUGUAUACAGACAUGUUUAUAAAUACAAGUACUACGCUGUACAUAUGUACAUACAUAUACGCUUGCAUGUGUUUGGCCAUGUUUGCCGUUCAUGAUCUUGUAGUUUUAUUUUUUUAUUUCUCCUUUUUCUUACUGUAAAGCUCAUUUUAGUGCAAACCAUCUCUGGUGAACAGUAUUGAGCACUUAAAAUACAGUUGAUCUUGUUCAUGUCAUUCAUUGUGCAAAAAAAGAAUAAAUGAAUUAUUGA